Messenger RNA from Hibiscus syriacus, 707 nucleotides. RefSeq names its product SKP1-like protein 1A. NCBI's taxonomy places the organism in Eukaryota, Viridiplantae, Streptophyta, Magnoliopsida, Malvales, Malvaceae. Gene Ontology annotation, biological process: SCF-dependent proteasomal ubiquitin-dependent protein catabolic process. The record is from RefSeq and is a predicted model, not a curated record. Gene Ontology annotation, cellular component: cytoplasm; nucleus. The coding region runs from base 41 to 508 and encodes 155 amino acids. The transcript has 2 exons. Gene Ontology annotation, molecular function: cullin family protein binding.
GUUUCAAUCACCGCCAGUGAAGGAAUCUUUUGGACAAAUAAUGGCGUCGACGUCAAAGAAGAUAAUGUUGAGGAGCUCCGACGGCGAGACCUUCGAGGUGGAGGAAGCGGUGGCGGUUGAGUCGCAGACGAUCAAACACAUGAUCGAAGACGACUGCGCCGACAACGCGAUACCUCUCCCGAACGUUACCAGCAAGAUCUUGUCUAAGGUCAUUGAGUACUGCAGGAAGCACGUCGAAGCCGCCACCAAGGAAAACAACUCCGAGGAUGAAAUCAGGGCAUGGGAUGCCGAUUUUGUCAAAGUUGACCAAAAUACCCUCUUUGACCUCAUCUUGGCUGCGAACUAUCUGAAUAUCAAGAGCUUGUUGGACUUGACCUGCCAAACUGUGGCUGACAUGAUAAAGGGGAAGACGCCGGAGGAGAUUCGCAAGACCUUCAACAUCAAGAACGAUUUCACCCCCGAGGAGGAGGAGGAGGUUAGGAGGGAGAACCAGUGGGCGUUUGAAUGAUAGGAAGUUCUUAAAUUAGAUGUUGAUAUUACGAUAGUUCCUGAUGCUUUUUUGUGGUUUACCAGUAGGUUUUUCAGUUUGAGGAACAUUGACUGUCUUAGGGUUAUUUUGUUAUUAAGCGUUAUUGUCUUCUACUUUUAGAGGGUUUGAUAUGAACCUCUCCACAAUCUAUCAUCGUAAUAUAAUUUGAAUUUCAUAA